This is a messenger RNA of Aspergillus nidulans FGSC A4, 1626 nucleotides long. Its product is annotated as amidohydrolase. The record is from RefSeq and is a predicted model, not a curated record. Gene Ontology annotation, molecular function: hydrolase activity, acting on carbon-nitrogen (but not peptide) bonds. Bases 1 to 1626 code for a protein of 541 amino acids. The transcript has a single exon. NCBI's taxonomy places the organism in Eukaryota, Fungi, Ascomycota, Eurotiomycetes, Eurotiales, Aspergillaceae.
AUGACGACCGUCUUCAAAAACGCUCGCGUAUACUCGCCGGAGUCAGGGCUGGGGGACGCCGCUUUUGGCUCUUGCAUGGUGAUUGAAAAGAAUCAAAUCGUGCACGUUGGAUCGCUCGAGGAUGCCACCAUACCCAGCGAUGCCAGAAUUAUCGACCUCCAUGAUCGGAUUAUCAUGCCCGGCUUCAUCGACGCCCAUGUUCAUAUUCUCCAGUACGGGCUCUCGCUGCGCAAAGUCGACUUGACCGGCUGUACCACUCUGAUUCAAAUCCGAAAUGCCAUCAAGUCCUACGCUGAUUCGCAUCUCUCCGUCCCUCGCAUCCUAUGCCGCGGUUGGAAUCAGUCAUGUUUCGAUGAAGAACCGCUGGCAAGUAUGAUAGACGACCUUGAACCCCGUCCCAUCUACAUUGAAGCGGCGGAUCUCCACUCGAUCUGGUGCAACUCGGCGGCUCUCGACGAGAUGUGCGCGCAUACCGCACCAGAUCCUCCAGGUGGUGCAAUCCACCGUGACGAGACUGGCCGAGCAAUAGGCCUACUGAGUGAAGGGGCCGUGAUGAACUUUGCCUGGCCAUUUCUUGACAAAGUCACGCCAAAAGCGGAGAAACUUGAUGCUCUGGAAGCAGCUAUCAAAUCAUACUCUGCUACAGGAUAUACAGGCACAAUAGACAUGGCCAUGUGUGAGGAUCACUGGGAAAUCCUGAACCUCUACCGUGCCCAUAAAAAAAUCCCAUUCCACAUCGCUGCCCACUGGCUCGUCCCCUUCUCAGAUGACCAGCAAGUCAAUUUCAGCUACGUCGACCGCGCCCUUGAAAUCCGCCGUCAAUACAAUGAUCCUACUUUUACCAUCGCAGGAAUCAAGUUGAUGUGCGACGGUGUCGUCGAUGGAUGCACCGCCGCCCUCAGGCACCCCUAUGGCGGCAACCCAGAUCCAGUACAGCCAAUCUGGCCAGAGGACCUUAUGUCCGCCGUCAUUCAACGCGCAGACGACGCAGGCCUCCAAGUUGCCAUUCAUGCCAUAGGCGAUCAAGCCGUCCACCAAUCCAUAAAUAUUCUCUCAUCCCUCGUCAAUACCCAGUCCCAAAGUUUGCAAGAACCUCAACGCGACCGGAGACACAGGAUCGAACAUUUGGAACUAACAUCCCCCGCCGACGCUGCCCGUCUUGGCCAAUUUGGCAUAACAGCCUCUAUCCAACCCGUCCACUCCGACCCAGCCCACUUCACCGCCUGGCCUUCGUUGAUAGGCUCACACCGCUGCAAACGAGCCUUCGCAUACAAGGACUUUCUCGCCGGCGGUGCUGUUAUCGCUUUGGGAACAGACGCGCCCACAGCGCCACACUUUCCCUUUCAAAACCUCUACCAUGCAACAACUAGACGCUCUGCUAUUGAGCGGGAAAGCCUGCAGCGCCUGAACCCGGAAUUUAGUUUGACGCUGUUACAGGCUGUUGCAGGUGCGACAAAUGGGGCGGCAUAUUCGCGGUUUGCGGAAGGGUGGACAGGGAGAUUAGAAGUGGGAUUGAACGCGGAUUUUGUUGUUGUUGACAUGUUCUGGAAAGAAGAGAAGUUGCUUGAGGCAAGGGUUUGUCAGACGUGGUAUAGGGGAGAGAAGGUUUUUGAUUGUGAUGCCUAA